UGUGUUUUUUCUCAAACACAUGUGCCGACGGAUCUUGCAGAACGCUGUCAUUGGUUCCGCAUACUGCCAUUGUUUCCUCCGGAAGAAUAUCGGGCGGACAAUAACAGGAGAGCAGAAACGUAAAAAACAACAUGCUCGCAGCCAAGCUGACCAGCCAGUUACCUCUGGAUGCCCUGAGGAGGAUUCAUCAUGGAACUUCUUACCACUGUCUCUACACCCUGUCGAACGUCUUCCUUCACACGGAGGGAGGGAGGACGAGAGAUGCAAGUCUCCUCUCUGAUUCCAGUGCACUGAGAAGAGGGUUUUACAGCCAGAGUGCUUUCCGUCCAACAUUUAGACUACGAGACACACAGCAAUAUGGGAGAAGAUCCAUCAGUCUAUCCGCUGCUACAAUAGUGAACUCAGCACCAAGGCCAAUCCAGCCAUACCUCAGAUUGAUGAGGCUGGACAAACCUAUUGGAACAUGGCUGCUCUACCUCCCAUGUGCAUGGAGCAUUGCAUUGGCUGCAGACCCUGGACACCUCCCACAUUUGGGCAUACUCACCCUGUUUGGUACGGGUGCGCUGCUGAUGAGAGGAGCGGGCUGCACUAUUAAUGACAUGUGGGAUAAAGACUUUGACAAAAAGGUGUCCAGGACGGCCACUCGACCCAUUGCAUCAGGAGAGAUUUCUCAGAGGCAGGCCCUCGUCUUCUUAGGAGGACAGCUUUCUCUGGCACUUUGUGUUCUCUUGUGUCUCAACUAUUACAGCAUAGCCUUGGGUGCUGCCUCGUUGUCUCUAGUCAUCUCCUAUCCACUGAUGAAGAGGAUCACUUACUGGCCGCAGUUUGUGUUAGGCCUCACUUUCAACUGGGGGGCGCUGCUCGGCUGGUCGGCCGUCAAGGGCUUCUGUGAUUGGUCUGUGUGCCUCCCGCUGUAUUUCUCAGGAGUGAUGUGGACGCUGAUAUAUGACACAAUAUAUGCACAUCAGGAUAAGGAUGACGACGUCAAGAUCGGAGUGAAGUCUACUGCGCUGAGAUUCCAGGAGCAGACCAAACCUUGGCUGAGUGGCUUCACGGUGGCCAUGUUGUCAGGCCUGGUGGUAGCCGGAGUCAAUGCUGAACAGACCCUCCCUUACUAUGCUGUUCUGUCCACAGUGGCUGUUCACCUCACGCAUCAGAUUUACACAUUGGACAUUCACAAACCAGAGGACUGCUGGAAGAAAUUUGUGUCAAACCGAAACCUUGGAUUGUUGCUGUUUUUAGGCAUUGUCGCUGGAAAUCUGUGGAAAGAAAGAAGAGAGACUUUGCUACAAAAUGAGGAGGAAGUCAGAUAAGUGACACAAGCAGAACAAUUAUUCAUUGUAUUACAUUUUCAGUACUUCACAAUGCUUCACAUUAUACUUCUGGGAACAAAGCUCUGUGAGAGAAACAUGAUGAACUGAUUUUAACCCUGACUGUAAUAUUAUUGGUUACUUUUCUUUGACUUUUGAUUGAUAAAACAAUUGUACAGAGAAAAGGGAAGAGAGAGUAUGUCAGACGAGCAAAUGGGUGGAGUUACAUUCAUAUCCCUGCUGCUGAGGGAAACACCUCUUGGUACAUACAAAAUAUAAUUUGUGCUGCUGAUUGAAACUCUAGUGGCUGCACACAUUCACGCAAAAAUCAGCUAAAUGGAGUGACGAUAAACCAGGCAAAUCCUU
Molecule: messenger RNA, 1676 nt
Organism: Trematomus bernacchii (emerald rockcod)
Lineage: Eukaryota; Metazoa; Chordata; Actinopteri; Perciformes; Nototheniidae
Gene: coq2
Product: coenzyme Q2 4-hydroxybenzoate polyprenyltransferase
Exons: 8
Coding region: 132-1313 (393 amino acids)
Biological process (GO): ubiquinone biosynthetic process
Cellular component (GO): mitochondrial inner membrane
Source: RefSeq, a predicted model, not a curated record